Molecule: messenger RNA, 1327 nt
Organism: Carassius auratus (goldfish)
Lineage: Eukaryota; Metazoa; Chordata; Actinopteri; Cypriniformes; Cyprinidae
Product: probable U3 small nucleolar RNA-associated protein 11
Exons: 8
Coding region: 139-897 (252 amino acids)
Biological process (GO): rRNA processing
Cellular component (GO): nucleolus; small-subunit processome
Source: RefSeq, a predicted model, not a curated record
CUACUGUACUUCAUCGUUUCCACGUGAGUUAAGAACCGUACAUGUGAGGUUGUGGGGUGUACAUACACAUUCCUGUCUUAGUUUUUUUUUUCUCCUUCAAUCAGUCGCAGUUGGGUUUGUUUUCAGAUAUUUACAACCAUGUCUUCUUUUCGAAAAGCCUUGAAAUCUAAACAACGAGACCACAAAGAGCGAUCACAGCUCGGUUUCAGGAAACAUUUGGGACUGUUAGAGAAGAAGAAGGACUACAAACUUCGUGCAGAUGACUACCACCGGAAACAGAAGACCCUCGUGGCCUUGCGCAAGAAGGCCAUGGAUAAAAACCCUGAUGAAUUUCACUUUAAAAUGAUACACAACCAUUUAAAGGAUGGAGUUCACAUGCUCAAACCAAAAGAGGAAACCAUGACAGAGGAGCAGAAGAAAGUGAUGAGGACCCAGGACAUCAGAUAUGUGGAAAUGAAGCGAGUGUCGGAGAUGAAGAAAAUCGAAAGAAUGAAAUCAGAGCUCCACCUUCUUGAUGUUGAUGACGAAAAGAAAAAUAAACAGGUUUUUUAUGUGGACUCAAAAAAAGAAGUGGAGGCCUUUGACCUGGCCACUCACCUCAACACAGUACCUGAACUGGUGGGACGAGCAUAUAACAGACCUACAAUAGAGACCCUGGAAAAGAAAAGCAUUGUGGGAGCAGUGGAGCCUCGGAGUAUAAAAAAACUUGCAAAGCAGAGAGAACUUCAGUAUCUGAGGCUUUCACAGCGUAUUGACAGAGAAAAGAAGAUGUUUGUCAUUAGUCAAAAGAUCCAGACUAGAAAAGAUCUUCAAGAUAAGGUUAAGAAAGUGAAAGUCUGUGAGGAGACCGGAAGUGCUCCAGCUGUCUAUAGAUUUGAGGCCAAGAGGAAAAGAUGACAUCUUUGAAUUAGCACCGUGAGGAAACUCACUUUGUCUUGUGGCCACCAAUCAGCCGUUUGAUUUAUGACCCCCUUCCUCAAAUCUUGCCCUGGAGGUCAAAUGCACUGCAGAGUUUAGCUCCAACCCUGAUCAAAGUCACCUGACUGCGAUUUUCGAAUGAUCCCAAAGACAGUGAUUGGCAUUGAUUAGCAUGCUCAGGUGUGUUUGAUUAGGGUUAGAGCUAAACUCUGCAGGAAAGUGGAUCUCGAGGUCCAGAUUUGAGGAUCCCUGAACUAUGAAGUGCACUGAAUCUAUGGAUUUGUCUUUCACUUCUAUAACGUAGUCUGUGAGGCCAUGCUGGGAAUCUUGCACACUAUAAGGCAAGGAGUUUGUACAUUAUUUAUUGCAAAAUCAUUUAUUGCUUUUAAAUAAAUUUUUGUCCUUCAUG